This is a messenger RNA of Dovyalis caffra, 924 nucleotides long. NCBI's taxonomy places the organism in Eukaryota, Viridiplantae, Streptophyta, Magnoliopsida, Malpighiales, Salicaceae. The record is from the annotation of a GenBank genome assembly.
AUGGCAAACAAGAUUGAGACAGCACAUCAAAUGUACAGAGAUGGGAACUACGAGGAAGCACUUGGAUUUUACACAGAAGCACUUUCCAUGGCUAAAACUAAGCCACAAAAGAUUGCUUUGCAUAGUAACAGAGCUGCUUGUUAUUUGAAAUUGCAUGACUUCAAAAAGGCAGCUGAAGAAUGCUCAUCAGUGCUUGAGCUUGAUCACAAGCACACUGGAGCAUUGAUGUUGCGGGCACAGACACUAGUCACCCUUAAGGAGUACACCUCGGCACUCUUUGAUGUCAAUAGGCUAAUGGAGCUGAAUCCUACAUCAGAAAUUUAUCAGAAUCUUGAAGCUCGUCUGAGGACACAAUUGUCACUUGCUACAAUACCUGAAUCUGAAGUGGAGUUAGAAGAAGAGGAAGAAGAUGAAAAUGAAGCAGAACUGUUUAGACAUGAGGAAAAGCAAGAUGCAGCUACUGCGCUAGUAGACACAAAUAGCAAAAAUGAGCCUUCUCGGACAACGAAUGAUGCUGAAGUUAUUGUCCCUAAAGCACCAGACAUCAAGGAAAUUUAUGCGGAAAGCACAGAUAAAAAAUCUGAACCAAGAAAGACUAUUGCUGCUGAGGUUAUUGCUCAAGCUAGGAAGAAAGUUGAGCCUAGAAAAACAAUUACUGCUGAAGUUAUUGCUCAAGCACAGCGGAAAGCUGAGCCUAGAAAGACUGCUUCUGCUGAAGUUAAUACAAGGACCAAAGAAUCAUCUAAACAGAAUUCUAAUGGAUGGCAAGCAAUCCCAAAACCAAAGGGACACUCAACUCUGGAUUAUGCACGUUGGGAUAAAGUUGAGGAUGACUCAAGUGAAGACGACGACGACGACGAGGAAGAGUGUCAGCCUCAAUAUCGGUUCUGUGUAAGAACAGUUGGUGUGCGAUCAGUGAAGUGA